Diplodia corticola is the source of this 4941-nucleotide messenger RNA. Its product is annotated as tyrosinase. The transcript has 6 exons. Gene Ontology annotation, molecular function: nucleic acid binding; oxidoreductase activity; zinc ion binding. Lineage: Eukaryota; Fungi; Ascomycota; Dothideomycetes; Botryosphaeriales; Botryosphaeriaceae. The record is from RefSeq and is a predicted model, not a curated record. The coding region runs from base 1 to 4941 and encodes 1646 amino acids.
AUGACUUCUCUUGGCUACGCCCAGGCCUAUGGCGUCGUGACCGGCCUCAAGACGGCCUCGGACGUCCACCCGCGCCGUGAGAUCGAUGAUCUCGUGGUGAACGAGCCUGAAAUGUUCAAUCUGUUCUUGCUUGCGCUCGAGGCUCUUCAAAGGGACUAUGGAGGCUGGCAGGACAAGAUGUCCUACUUCCAAGUAGCCGGUAUCCAUGGACUCCCUAAGCGUGAAUGGGAUAAUGUUCGUGGAGACCAGAAGGAGGUUGGGGGAUACUGCACCCACAACUCGGUUCUUUUCCCGACAUGGCACCGUCCCUACUUGGCCAUGAUGGAGCAAACCAUCUACAACACCAUGGAGCAACUCGCUGCGCAGUUCGACGACCCCAAGUACCGCGUUGCCGCUCAGAAGUUCCGGCUCCCAUACUGGGACUACUUCCACCCACGUGAGGAGAAGAACACCGUCUUUCCCGGCAUUGGUCCCGGCGGAAAAACAUGCUUCCCCUACGACUUCCGCCUCCCUUCGGUGCUGAAAGAACCGCAGUUGAUGGUCUACAGGCCCAAGACGCAAGAGCCCAACGACGAGGCGUGCCCCGUGCCAAUGGACAACCCACUCAAGUCCUUCGUCUUCCCGACCACAGGCAGCAUCGCCCCCAACGAGUGGGCGGUCAUGGAAGCCGAGGAGAAAGCCGCGGCAAGAGGCGGCCCGACCUUCACCGUCGCCCAAACCCACACCGUCCGCCACGCCCGGCCGGAAAACAACAACGUCGACGACUUCGACGCGCUGGACCUCGUGCUCAACCGCGACCGCGAGGCCGAGCUCCGCAUCAUGCUCGACCUGAUCGAGACGGCCCCAUACGCCGACUACCGCAACUUCGCCACAUCCGCCUUCUCGGACGCGCCCAACGCGACCAGCGGCUCGCUCGAGGACUUCCACGGCUCGUACCACGUCAACAUCGGCGGCGCAGGACACAUGUCGCGCAUCCCAGUCGCAGCAUUCGACCCCGUAUUCUGGCUGCACCACGCCAACAUCGACCGCAUCUUCACCAUCUGGCAAGCGCUCCACACCGAGUUCCUCCCCGCCCACUCGCCGACCCCCUCCCUCCCCAACGCCACCACCAACCUCUACCCCUUCCGCCGCGCCAUCGUCAACGGCCAGACCUGCUUCUGGACCUCCGCCGACGCCCGCGACACCCGAUCCUUCGGCUACACCUACCCCGACCUGCUCGACGGCGGUGCCGACCGCGCCACAAUCCUCGCCAACUUCGACGCCAACUACCGCUGGAGCCUGCAGCGCGCGCCGGCUGGUGGACGUCGUCAUCAGCAGCAGCAGCAGGGGGGCCGCAGCAGCAACAACAACGUCCCCAGCAAGAUGAAGCCGCGAGACGUGCGGGGCGCGCAGGUGUUCCGGUUCCAGGGGUGGGAGGCGAGGCUGGGGGUGAGGGUGGUGGAGGCGGCGGCGGCGCCGCGGGAGGAGGAGCAGCGGAUGCAGCUGACGGCGCACGGUGGGGAAGGGUACGGCGCGCACACGCCGAAGCCGGAUUACACGGGCUCGGGAUAUCUCGGCGAGAUCAAGGGCCAUCGGAAGCGGGAUAGCGCGUAUGGAGGGGGGGAUGGCGCGGGCGGCGGCUCGACGUGGGGAGGCGGUAGUACGUGGUCGUCGGAGGAGCGGCGGAUGGAGCAUAGUGAGAGUAGUGGGGCCAGCGCGUAUGGUAGCAGCAGUGCGUGGGGCGGGAGCAGCAGCAGCGCGUAUGGUGGUGGCAGGGACACGCCCCGGACGGACUACUCUGGCGGCGGCAAGCCCGGUGGUGGUGGGUAUGGCGGUCAGGAGUCCCAGAACAAGGGCUUUGAGGGCCAUGGGAGUCGUGGAUAUGGUGAGUCCCAGAACAGGGGCUUCCAAGAACAGCAGAGUGGCGGCCACGGCGAGUUCCAGAACAAAGGGUUUGAGGGACACCAGGCUGGCAGCUACCGCGGCAACGAAUCCCAAAACAAGGGGUUUGAAGGACACCAGGCUGGCGGCUACCGUGGCAACGAAUCCCAAAACAAGGGCUUCGAGGGACGCCAGUACGGCGGUGGCGACCAGCAGCGCCAGAUCAGCAGCUACACCGGCGGCGGCAGCGGCAGCAGCAGCAGUGAGCACCAACAACAGCACCAGAGCAGCGCCUACAACACGAGCAGCAGCAGCGAGACCAAAGCCGGCAGCUACACUGGCGGCAGCACCAGCACCGCCCACCAGCAGACCACCAGCAGCAGCCAUGGCGGCACCGCCACCGUGCACUGCUCCAACUGCGGCGCCCAAAGCAUGCACUGCCGCAGCUGCGGCGGCAGCAACGUCCACUGUCUCGACUGCACCAACAAGCCCGCGCCUCAGAAACCAGAACCCGGCCGCAGCUAUGGCGGAAUCAAGGAACCGCAGAACAAGGGCUAUCACCCGGCCUCGCACCAGGUCGGCGGCUACGACGGCGGCGCUGCGGUGCGCAAGAUCGGCGACUACGCAAGCACCGCGCACGACAGCCGUGGCAGUGGCUACAACACCAACACCAGCGCGUACCACGCCAGCAGCAGCAGCAGCAGCAGCGCCUACGCGAAUGCCGCGCAGCAGACCAGCAGCUGGGGCAGCAGCGAGUACAAAGCCGGCAGCAGCUGGGACAGUCCGCUGCAGAAGGUCGGCGGCUACAGCGGCGAGCCGCAGAACAAGGGCUUCCAGCCUCAGGGCGGCAGUGCCCAUCAAUCUGGCGGUGGCUACGGCGGCGGCAGCUCCGAGUCCCACAACAAGGGGUUCCAGGGUGGUGGUGAGUACCAGGCUCGCGGGGGCGGCGGCUGGGGAAGUGGAGAGUCCCAGAAUAAGGGGUUCGGUGGCGGCCAGUACCAGGCUGGCGGCGGCUAUGGAGGUGCCUCGGAGUCGCAGAAUCAAGGAUUCAACCCGGGUGCUGCACACCAACCCAGCGGCGGUGGCUUUGUCGAUGUCGGCGGCAGCGCUCACGAGGCUGUCGGAAGUCGGGGACCUCAAGACAAGAGCCACGGCGACGCCGGUAGAGGUCAUCACGAAAGGAGGGGGGAGUUUGGUGGACGCCCGCAGGAAAAGAAACACUGUGAUGAGAGGACGCAGUGCCACAAGUGUGGAGGCAAGGACCACCGGGGCGACAACUGCAACAAACAGCCCUCGCACGAGAACAAGGGUUGUCACAAGUGUGGAAGCAAAGAUCACCGGGGCGACAACUGCCACAGACAGCCCUCGCACGAGAACAAUGGUUGUCACAAGUGUGGAAGCAAGGACCACCGGGGCGACAACUGCAACAGACAGCCCUCGCACGAGAACAAGGGUUGCCACAAGUGUGGAAGUAAAGAUCACCGGCCCGAGACCUGCAACAAACCUCACCACGAGAACAAGCCCUGCGACAACAAGACACAAUGCAACAAAUGCGGCAGCAAGGACCACCGCACCGAGACCUGCACCAGCCCCUCACACUGUACCAAGUGUGGCAGCAAAGACCAUCGGACCGAAGGCUGCAGCACGAGCACACACUGCACCAAGUGCGGCAGCAACACUCACAAGACCGAGACCUGCGGCAGCAACGUGCCUCAGCCAGGCCCGUCUGGCCCUGGGACUACCCCCCACUGUGCCAAGUGCGGCAGCAACAACCACCACACCGAGGGCUGCGGCGGGCCAGUUGCACCGCAACCCGGUCAUGGCCCUGCCGAGGGUACCUCACACUGCAACCACUGCGGUAGCAACACCCACCAUACCGGAGCCUGCAACAGCAGUGGACCUCAGCCCGGCACCUGGGGCGGUAAUACCUCCCACUGCACCCACUGCGGCAGCAACGCGCACCACACUGGCGCCUGCAGCAGCGGCGGCGGCCAAACCACGCACUGCCACAACUGCGGCACCGCACACCAGAACCACGGCUUCGGCGCCAACACGCGCUGUACCAACUGCGGCUGUGAAAGACAACACGCAGGAGGCAGCGGUGGAGGUGCACACAACACCGGCGGAAGCACCGCGUUCGACAGCAGCGGACAGCACGGCUGGACUGGCGGGUUCGAAAACGCCGGACACCAAGCCAGCAGCUGGAACAGCAGCAACAACGCCGCCUGCAGCAACACCAGCAGCAGCACCAACCACGGCUGGACACAGGGGUUUGAAAACGCCGGACACCAGGCCAGCAGCAGCUUCCACGGCGGUAGCGGCAGCAGCAACAACCACGGCUGGACCCCCGGAUUCGAAAACGCCGGACGGCAGAUCAGCAACUUCAGCGCCCCAGGAUCAUCGCAGAACCAAGGCUUCCAAGACCAGAGCCAGAACCAGGGCUUCAACGACGACCGCGGCCCGCAACCCCAGCACGGCCCAGACCACAUCCCCUCGUUCCGCAAGGGCGACGAGAUCCUCUGCAAAGAGCCGCCAGGCAGCCGCCUCUCGCUGAACUGGUACAUCGACACCGAAGUCAACAAAGACGCCCUCAACGGCGCCUUCACCAUCUACUUCUUCGUCGGCGAAGCCAGCGCCAUCCCAGCCGCGCCCGCGCAGUGGCAGUCCGCGCCCGUGUUCGCGGGGGUGACGCACGUCUUCGCGGCGCCGCGCGAGGCGUGCGACAACUGCGCGCUGCAGGCGGACGAGGGGCUGCGGGUGACGGGGACGAGUGUCGUCACGCCGAUUUUGUUGGACUACGUCGAGGCGGGGUAUGAGGGCGGAGGGGGAGGGGGGCCAAGGUUGGGCAGUUUGAGCCCGAAUGAUGUGGUGCCGUUUUUGAGGAGGGGGCUGGCGUGGAGGGUUGCGGAUGCCAACCGCUGUCAGGCGGAUCCGGCGCAGGUCGCUGGCUUGAAGAUCUCGGUCAGCGCGACGAUUUCCGUCGUGAGGCCCGAUUCCACUAUUUCGCAGUUCAAGGAGGCCAUGUUCUUCCCGGAGGUCACCGACGGCCGCCGGUCUGGCGAUCCCCCGGCUGCGUGGUAG